Molecule: messenger RNA, 2173 nt
Organism: Sander lucioperca (pikeperch)
Lineage: Eukaryota; Metazoa; Chordata; Actinopteri; Perciformes; Percidae
Gene: slc52a3-1
Product: solute carrier family 52 member 3
Exons: 5
Coding region: 400-1743 (447 amino acids)
Biological process (GO): riboflavin transport
Cellular component (GO): plasma membrane
Molecular function (GO): riboflavin transmembrane transporter activity
Source: RefSeq, a predicted model, not a curated record
UAAUCAGAUUUUAUUUUCCUGUUAGGGCAAGCAAAUGCAUGUCAGCUGAGUGAAAAGGGUGCUUUGAAGUGAUUCAGCACCGAGCUUGACCUAAUUAAGAGGUGGGUGCAGUAAAGAAAGCUCAGUGGAUAUGGACGCUGCCCUCUGUUAUCCAGCGGAGCUGAUCAACUGCUGGAGUGGACUCUGACCUACCCAGAAGCCACAAGUGAUUCGCAUCAGUGUGUGCAUAUUAAAACAGCUGAAGGAGGUCUGUCGCUAACCUCUAUGUCAGAUGACAGCAAGUCAUAUUCAACGCCUCCAGGGACUGAAGAAGCUUGCAUGACACACAGCAGAGGUGGAACCAUUUGGGAAGGCGGCUACUUCUUCUGCGAACUUUCUUCAGUCUGAUCCGUCUGCACCAUGGCCCUGCUCGUUCACGUGCUGGCCUGUGCCUUUGGCCUGGGCUCGUGGGUGGCAGUGAACGGUCUGUGGGUGGAGCUGCCGCUCAUCGUCAACACUCUCCCAGAGGGCUGGGAUCUCCCCUCCUACCUGACAGUCAUCAUCCAGCUGGCCAACCUGGGACCUCUGCUGGUCACCCUCAUGUACAAACUGUGCCCGGGUCGUCUCAAAGAGCGCAUUGUCAUUUACUCCAUCCUCUCCAUCGGCAUCCUCUCCUGCAUCCUGCUUGCCUUUUUCUGGGACAAGACUACGACAGUGGCCGGGGCGUCACGUAGCACCGCCUUCUUCAUCAUCACCUUCUUCCUCUCUCUGGUGGAUUGCACCUCCUCAGUUACCUUCCUGCCUUUCAUGAUGCAGCUUCCAGCAAAAUACAUCACCACAUACUUUAUUGGAGAGGGGCUAAGUGGUUUCAUUCCUGGUAUAGUCGCUCUGGGACAAAGUGUGGGCAUCACCAAAUGUGUCAACUCCUCUCAAACUGCAGGAAACCAGACAGGCGGGGACACGUGGUCAUCACAUACAGAGAAUCUUCCUCCAAACUUUUCCACCGAGGUGUUUUUCUUCCUCCUAGCAGCCAUGAUGUGCAUAAGUCUGGCUGCUUUUGUUGCACUGAACAGGCUUCCUCAGACAUUCGAGCUGUCCAGUGAAAACCUCGUGCCAGAAACCGUUGCAUCUGUCAGCUCCGGCCUGGAGAACCCUGGAGCAGAGACUGAUGGAGAGGAUUUAAAAUGCCAGGGGGAGGGGGCAGCCCAGAUCAAUCUUUUGCUGGCUGGCCCAAAACACUCUGUGUACCAGCUGACCUUCAUCUACUUUAUGGUGGUGUGGGUUAAUGGUGCAACCAACGGCGUGCUGCCCUCUGUGCAGACGUACUCCUGUAAGCCCUAUGGGAACCUGGCCUAUCACCUCUCUGCUGCUCUGGCAUCAGUGGCCAACCCAGUGGCUUGCACCAUUGCAAUGUUCUUCAAAAACAGGUCACUGGUGUUUCUUGGCGUGCUGACGGCGCUGGGGACGGGAUUUGGCAGCUACAACAUGGCUAUGGCAGCUAUGAGUCCAUGUCCUUUGCUUCAGGGGUCUGUGGUGGGAGAAAUGAUCAUUGUGCUCUCAUGGCUCUUUUUCACUGGAACGCUGUCUUAUGUCAAAGUAAUGGUGGGUGUCAUCCUGAGAGACCGGAGCCACAGUGCCCUGGUCUGGUGCGGAGCUGCAGCACAGAUCGGCUCGCUAGUCGGCUCGGUCACAAUGUUCCCGCUGGUUAACGUCUACCAGCUCUUUAAGUCAGGGGACUUCUGCAGCACUAAAUGUCCUUUAUGACAGUGACUCUGAGGCUGGAGACACUCUCAGGUAAAGGAAUAGUUUGUGCCAUUCUCAUAUCUGUGUGUUACAGUAAGUACGGCGCUAGAGGUGGGAGCCAAUUAGCUUAGCAUAAAAACUGGAAGAAACCGCUAGUCUGGCUGUGUUCAAAGGUAAAUCUAACUACGAGCACCUCUAAAGAUCACUAAUUAAGCUGUCCAUCCUGUUGAAUUCAUGCAAAAAUCUAAAUGUAAAAACGUUGUGGUUUUACAGUGAGUUUUUAACUUUCUUGGCGAUCAUUACAGUUGGAGUAUUGUUUAUUAUACGGAUAUAAUAAACAAAGUAAAAUAUGUUAAAGCUUUAGUGUGUAACUUUUUGAUAUUAAUGAACAUUCAAGCCAUUUCCAAAUGAGUUGAUACAAAGCUAAUUAAGACUAUCAGCUCCACACAAC